Symbiodinium natans is the source of this 498-nucleotide messenger RNA. The record is from the annotation of a GenBank genome assembly. Lineage: Eukaryota; Dinophyceae; Suessiales; Symbiodiniaceae.
AUGGGGCAGACGCUGUCGGCCACCUUCCGCAUGGACGCAUCAAAAGGCCACCUGGACAUCCAGGUGAUUCCUAGUGGGACAAGCUGCCCACCACCCGCCAUCCCAUACAUCUUCAAGUUCGAAGACGGCUGUUUGCAUCUCUGCGGGCCGGGUACCUCAAGCUUGAGGCGCCCGCAGAGCUUCGAUGGCCCCGGCCUCUGCAUCAUGGAGCGGACGCAGAAGUUCGUGGAGCAGCCAAUGCAGCGCCCAGCGCGUUCCUUUGCUCCCGAGCUGGAGCCUGACCCGGAGUUUAGCCGCAACACCACCGACGAGACGAGGUCGCAGGCCUCCCUGCGUACUGCACGCCUGAAGGAGGACCUCAGCCAACUGAGCCAGGGCAAGAUCCAGAAGACAUCCAGCCAGAAGAUGUUCGGCUGGAUUGAAGAGCAGCCAGCCGUGGCUGCCUCUGCCCUGGUCGCCGUGACUAGUGCUGUCAUCGCGCUUCGCAAGUCGCUCUGA